Molecule: messenger RNA, 5394 nt
Organism: Didymodactylos carnosus
Lineage: Eukaryota; Metazoa; Rotifera; Eurotatoria; Philodinida; Philodinidae
Source: the annotation of a GenBank genome assembly
AUGAAGAACAACACGUUGACAUGUUAUGGUGAACAACUUACAUUUGAAGCACUGAAAGUACGAAACACAUCUGUUGAUGAUUUAUUUCAGUGGCAAGCAACUAUCGAUACAAUUGAUGCAUACGCAAAAUACCUUGAAGAAAGUAAUGGAUUGGCUGAUAAAGAAAUAUAUUGUAAUUGUACAGACAAUGAGUGGUUUGGUUCAAGAUGUCAGUAUUCGAUCGAGAACGCAGUUUCCCCAGACUUUGAUCAGAUUUUACACCAUCGCUUUCUUCUUAAAUUAGUAUUUCUCAGCCAGUGGGGUUUAACAGCUGGCAAUAUUACGUGUUAUAGAGAUUGGAUGUGCAACCCUCUAGCAUUAUGCUUUGAUUGGAGGCAAAUAUGCGAUGGAAUAGUUGAUUGUGAAAAUGGCGAAGAUGAAGAACAUUGUAUGGAAUUGGAAACAAAUACAUGUCAUAUGGAAAAGCAGUAUAGAUGUCGCAAUGGUAUGUGCAUUGAGAGAAAAUUUGCUUUUGAUCAAAUAUGGGACUGUAUGGAUGGAAGUGAUGAAUUUAACAGUACGAUAUUCGACUGUUUAACUACGCCAUCCAUACAAUGUGAAGAAUUCAAUUGGGUAGGACGAAACUUUCCCAAUACAGAUCUGCAACUUCUGGUGAAUUCAGUAGAUGAAAGUACGCGUAAUUAUUUAUAUCAUGAAGACCUUCUUGUUUUUCGUGAAAACAGUAGCUGUGUGUUCGGGAAAUACAUAGUGUGUGGUUUCAGAAUACGUUCUCUUCAUAAACACGUAGUCUCUGAUGGAUGUGAUAGUUUAUGUGUACAUUCAGACCCAGAUUGUACAUCAAAGAUUGUAGAAAAUUGUUCUACUCCCUUUUUCUUCCCGACAAACAGUGUUGCAUUUCCAGGAGUACGGUUUCUAUAUUUUACAAACACCACACAAUGGGACCAUAGUUUACCAGAAUAUAUCUGCUACAAUGAUACUUUGUGUACCUCAUUUCCAACUACUGAAACCAUACAUGGUCAUAGAUGUCGUGCUUCGGUUGAUAUAGGGCUACCUUCGGAAGAAUCUAAUUAUAUUGCGUUCUAUGAUAGAAUCGCUAAGCUUUUUUCAUCUUGUUAUAUUAGCAAUGUAUCUUGUUCUUCUCAUCCGCUGUUAUUUAAAUGUAAUCUUACUAACAUUUGUAUAUCAAAAUAUCGUUUAAAUGACUUUCAUAGUGAUUGUAUUAGUGGUGAUGAUGAAAGCGAGGAGAAUGUUCAAGAUCUUCAUCUGACGGAUCGCAUGCCAUGCUUAAACAAGGACCCAGAUAAAGACCUUACUGUUCCACGUUGGUUAUAUAGUAAUGCUCGUUGCAUUUCUAAUAUCCGUUGUGAGAAAGCGACUGAUGGUGGUUGUGGUGUGUUAAGAUCUGUGGAUCCUAUUUCACCCUUUCAUUCGUUAUUUCGAGAAAUCUGUAACGGUGUUGAAAGUAAAGCUUUAACAGUCGAUAAUGAAACAGACGAAACAAAUUGCUAUGAAUUUUAUCAUUUAUGUAGUGCAAAAUACAGAUCGGGCAAUACACAUUGGGAUUGUGUAAAUGGUUUUGAUGAAAUCUGUAAUGGAAACCCGAAUAUUUGCGAUAAAAAAGGUCAUUUUUGUUUAAGACUGGACCCAUUUUCAAACACUUAUUUAGACAUGAAAUAUGCCGGCGACGGUUUUAUUGACUGCGUUGGCGGAAGCGAUGAACGUCUACAACAUUGUCCUCAAGCCUAUCCAACAGAAAUACGACGUCGAUUCCAGUGUUUGAAUAGUACUAUUUGUUUGUCAGUUGAUACACAAAUUUGUGACGGUGUUUUCAAUUGUCCUUUGGAAGAUGAUGAACAUAUUUGCCCUCCGAAAAAUACGUCAGCCUGUGAACCAGGUCAAUUUAUAUGUCGGCUUGGGAAAUGCUUGGAUAUGCAAUAUCGCUGUGAUGGCACGAAUGAUUGCGAUGAUGCAGAAGAUGAAUUGUUUUGUGAUUUGAUUGACUUUAGGCAGCUGCCUAGUUCUGUCGACCUCAAGAAUGAUUUUAAUCAGUAUCCGUUUCGCGAUGAAAUGGUAUUUUUAACUGUGAGUGAUCAAAGUCAUGAACAGUUAGAAAAUAAUAUGAUUUUCCCAUCAAAUUUAAACAAUAUGUAUGCCAAUCCAAGUUAUAUCGCCAAUACGUAUUAUUGUAAUCGUGGCUUUGUGUUUAAGUCGAGAGACGAUACAGGUGAUGUAUGUUUAUGCCCUCCAAGUUAUUAUGGCGAUCGUUGUGAAUAUCAAAGCGAACGAUUGACGGUUUAUCUGCAGGCUGAAAUAGCUAAAAGAUUAGGUCAUGUUGUUUUCAAAUUGUUAAUUUGUCUGAUCAUCGAAGAUGAUUCUGCUGCUACUUGUGAAUAUGUCAUUCAUUAUACUCAAAGUGAGGUAUUCAAACAUAUUGUCUAUUUGUUACAUUCAAGACCAAAGACAUCUGUUGAUAAUUUCUCCAUUCGUAUUAGUGCAUUCUCAGUAACAUCGCGUAAUGUCACGUUUUAUUCAUCUUGGUAUUUUCCUAUUGCAUUUCAGUUUCUACCAGUUAAUCGUUUGACUGCUUACCUCAUGAUAAAUGAUAGAAGUGAGAUAGUGUUAUGCGGAAGUUGUCUACACGGAGUGUGUGUUGCUUACAUAAAUUUUAUUGAUAAAUCUUUCUGCCUUUGCGAUCAGAAUUGGCAAGGAUCUAAAUGUGAUAUUCCAUCGUCAGUCACAUGCGCUGAUGGGUCACGGCCAGUUGAAGAACAAUGUUUGUGUACACUUGGACGAAUUGGACUCGGUUGUUAUAUUCAAAAUGAUACAUGUAAUGCAAAUAGUUGUAAAAACGGUGGUACAUGCUUUAUGGUUGGAGAAACUUUUGAUCGUACUUGUUUUUGUCCUGAAACAUAUUUUGGCGAUUUGUGUCAACACAUUAAGGCUCAAGUGUUAAUUGAUUUACUCAACCAACCGUCUGAUCUAUCGAUUCUUCGAAUCCCCAUUGUUCUUGUCCAUCUUGUCGAUAUUGACAAUGCUACAGGCCUAUUAUCAUUAAAACUUUGUUCAAUUUAUAAAAAUGUUCCACUUCACACAACCAUAUCCGCUUUAUAUAAUCAAGAACUGUUACCAGCAUUCAUUUAUGUUCAGUUAUUUUAUAACACAAAUACAUUCUAUGGUUUAUACCAUCUAGUUGGUUUUAUUCGUCAAGUAAAAAGAUUACAAACAAGUGUGUUACCAUCAAACCGUUGCCCACAUGUUAGUGAACUACUGAAUAAAACUAUUAACGACUUUCCGUAUUUGAAACGCGUCAAAUUUUAUCAGAGAGCAUGCUACACUUUGGGUAUAAAAUGUUUUUUUGAUGAUCAAUACAUGUGUCUUUGUGAUAAUUUUGUUCAUUACGAUUGCUUAUGGUUUGAUCAUAAUGCAAGUAACUGUACCGACAGAGGCUAUUGCUUAAAUAAAGGCCAUUGUCUUCAACCAUCACAAGGUAUUGGAGAGUUUGAUUUUGCCUGUCUUUGUGCGGCGUGCUAUUACGGUGAAUUGUGUCAAUUUACAACAGCUCAAUAUUCACUUUCGUUAGACGCACUGAUUGGUCCAGAAAUUCUGCCAGACAAGAUGUUAAACCAUCAACCUAUUCUCAUCAAAAUAACAUUAACAGUUGUGAUUAUAUCAGUGACAUUAGGUUCGAUUGGGAAUUCAUUGUCAAUAAUAACCUUCUACCAGAAACAAAUGCAUGUAGUAGGUUAUAGAUUGUACUUUAUUUUUUUAUGUAUUACAAGCCAAUUGGGAUUACUCGUUAUUGGUGCCCGAUUCAUUUAUCUUGUUAUAACUCAGCUUAGUAGGUGGGAAAAUCAAUGGUUGGCAUAUAUUGCAUGCAUUACACUGGAAUUUUUACUUUCCGUCUUACCAUCUGCAUUUGAUUGGUUAACAGCCUGCAUUGCAAUUGAAAGAGCUUUUAUUGCCGUCAAAGGUGUUCAGUUUGAUCGAAAGUUGAGUAGACAGUUAUCAAAAUACGUGCUAAUUCUUGUUGUUACCCUGACUGUUGCUACGUCGUUGCAUGAGCCAUUUAGUCGUGAAUUAAUUGACGAUCCACGUUCAAAUGGUCAUUCAUGGUGUGUAAUGAAAUUUAAGUUUCAUUGGCUAGAAAAGUAUGAAACUGUUACAAAUGUUAUCCACCUAGUAACGCCAUUUUUAAUUAAUUUAGUCUCUACUGUCGUAUUUUUAAUUAGUUUAGCGAGAAGAAAAUCAGCAUCAACAACGAAUGCUGACAGCUAUUAUACGACGUUGAAAAAACAAAUUGUUUUGUAUAAGCCAUUUGUGAUUAGUCCCUUCAUAUUGAUUAUUUUAGCACUACCUCGCCUUGUAUUAUCAUUUGCGUUUGCUUGUAUUAAGUUUUCAUGGCAAAAAUAUGCAUACUUAGCAAGUUAUUUCGUUUCAUUUAUACCACUGAUGGGAGUAUUACUCAUUUUCAUACUACCAACUCCGACGUAUAGAAAGGAAUUAAAAAAACUGUUAAGCCGCAGUUUCACUCGGUCAACACAAUGUUUUCACAGAUCGUGAGUUGUACUAACCGAUCUACAGAGAUAUUUAGCUAAGAAGAUGAGUUUUAAGAUCAUUAUGACUGAUAUUGUUUGUCAGACAACUUGUUCUUUCGAUGAUUAACAUACUUUUUGACAUAUGCGUCUCUCGCAGAGUGUGCAGUCUUGGAAAAUUAUUCUUCCUUGCUUACAUUCGAAUAUUCUGGUAUGAUCAGUCAAUGUUGAUAUCUUUUGCAAGUGAUUUUCGUAGAUAUGUGAUCACUGUAUAGAUAGAUCUUUUAAAAAUUAAUUUGUAGUAUACAAAUAAAUCAGGCGUUUACUUUGUGUUUAGAAUGCUGCAAACAUUUGUAGUUGUAAAAUGUUCCAUAGAAUGAAGUUGUUUUCUGUUGUUGUUUAUACGAAAAAUCUAAUGUUGUGUAAUACUAUUUUAUGUAAUAUUUUUUAUGUGUGUUUCCUUUUUCUAGCUGAAUGUUUGAACUUUAUUUAUAUAUUUGAAUAGUGUAAAAGAAUGAUCUUAGAAAACAGUAUGACGCAAAUUUUAAGGCGACGACCAGAUCAAAAGAAAACAAGAAAAUUUAACACGCAGCUUUCAAAUAAAAUGAACUAAUAAUUACUUAUUAUUUUAUUUCUACUCGCUUCAGCAGUUACUUACAGUAUUGAACCAGAGUUACGUAUGAUUUCGCAUAUUCUAGUGUAUGCUAUUACUAAUAAUGGUUGGAGACUAGACGUAAAAAUUCUCAUCAGUCAAUUCGUUGCAUCGAAAAGAACUCGAUCAGUUAUGACGUCUUUGAAUUAUUCUCCUGCAAAUCGAUUUUACGCACUGAAAAAAUUAAUCAAAAUUCUGCCAGAUCUCGUA